AAAGUAAUGUAUGUAAGAUGUAUGUAGUUAGGAGCGAUAUAGAAAGUUUACAUUAAUACCUUUACAGCUAUAGUUGUUCAUUGUAUCUCUUGGCUUGGCUGUUUACAUCAGCUUCGGUACUUAGUGAGAACCAUUGCCUGGCGUUUUUAUGGCCACAUCAUUGUUCCUCAGAGGAAAUGCAUGACAUCGGCACACAAACUGUUCAACGCGGCUCCACUAAUUGAGAUGCCGUUACAUUUGCCGAAGCUGCCACACGGCACGAGAGGUUUUCUCCUUCUCCUUAUGUACACACGUGGGUGAUACAAUUGUCUUUAAAGCAGGAUGGGACUGGUCCUGUGUUUACGUGUUAUAACGACCUUGUGAUAGGUGUUACAGUGUUACCACAGUAAGUUUGUCGGUGUUACAGUGUUACGUCUAGAUCUGCCAGGUCCUAGUCCUUCAGCUUCAGCAAUAUUUGUGGUAGAUCUGAGUUCCGAUGAGGAUGCACGUAUAGAAUGUUCCAAUUUUGAAAUAUAAGUAAAACGUUUAAUCAAACUGCAAAAUGAUCUUGCUGUAAGGAAUGUAUAAAGUAAAAGACAGAUUAUGUGAGAAACCUGGUACUUACGACACACUUGAUGGUGUGGUGGUUCUGUGAUGUGUCUGACGUCAUGUACCUUUGGGAUUUACACAUGUGUGAAGGUAGACGGAGCCAGGCAAAGCUGUGAUAACUGUUUCUGGGAUAAAUCUAAAGAUAUAUGACGAGUGAUGAAUGUUAGCCGUCUACUUCUUAUUCUCGUCACACUAUAUGAAGUUUCAGACGCUGUUGUGUUUGGUGGAUGGGGAGAGUGGGGUGAAUGGUCAGACUGCUCCGUUACAUGUGGAUACGGAACUAUCAAACGGAGCAAGGUCUGGUUAAAAGAGGACGGAACUGUGUUCAACUAUACUUACAUAUCUAUCGUCGAGUGCUGGACUAAAGUACCCUGCCCAAUACACGGGUCCUGGAGCGUGUGGACAGCUUGGACUCCCUGUACCGUGAUGUGUGGUAACGGAACCAGAACGAGGACGAGGCUAUGCAAUUCACCGGAGCCAAUGAACUUCGGAAAACCCUGCGAAGGGGAAACGUUAGAAGAACUAAGCUGCAACGAACUAACAUGUCCAGAUUUGCCGUUGAACUUUAACAUGGACGUCUGCAACGACACGACAUUUGUUUGUCACAACGAGCUUCAGUGUGUGGAGAAGUUCCUCCAUUGUGACGGGGAACUGGACUGUCACGACGGCAGUGACGAAAAGGAAUGCUACAGAUACCUCAGUAUGAACAGUAACGAUUGUGUUUACAUAUCAAGUCAGUCAUUGAUGUUAACAUUAUUUGGACUACUUUUCACAAGGACUCUACAAUAUUCCUGACAUCGGAUGGAUUUGUGGAUGUAAGGAGCACACUGUCCAUCUAACAAUUGUGAUAUUAACAGCGGAAGUACGUGGCGGAAGCUAUUUUAGAUGAGUAACCGAACUACUUUCUGGACUGACUACAUGGAUGAAAAUCCUAAGUGAUAUGAUGUGAUAUGUAUUGUAUACGUGGGAUAUUAUAUUUCACUUAGACGAAUGAACCGUCAAUAAAUGUUAGAGUUACUUCCCUUUGCAGUUGAAUGCAAUACUGUAAAUUAAUUGUUCAUACGAUAUACAUAACAAACCUCAUCGAAAGCGAUAUGAUUUAAAAGUGAAACGAGAAUAGAAGAAUGGAAUUGUCAGAUUUGGCAAUGUGAUAUACAAAUUGCAUUAUCAACCAACGAAAACAGGAUCUUUUGCGCGGAGGAGAAUUUGUGAACAAAGUUCAUUGAUACAUGAAAAUAAUUGUAUGCAGUAUUAAGUAUUAUUUGACUCGAUGAACUGAUCGUUUAAGUACAUAAAUGCAAAUCAUAAUUCACUUCGUAAAUGAAGUAUUUGUUUGAUACUUAUUAUAAACUGAUACAGACUAAAAUAUUAGUUGAUACUAGACAACACCCUCAAAAUUUUGGUAACAGAUCGACUUUUACUUUUAGUAAUGUAACAGAAAACUUUGUUGCAUUAUGUAGCAGAUUCAGUUAUGUUAAUGAUGAAUACAAUUAUUUCAACUUAGGUUUCAGUUAUAUAACACACAGUACAUGUAUUUUCAUUCUGAAUCUGACCUGAAUAUGUCCAACCAUGUUCGAUUUACAUGGAUUUCGGUAUUUUUAAAACAUAUGUUUCGAUUAAAAUCUAAUUUAGUUAACAGAUUUAAGUAGUAUUGAUGUAGAAUUGACGACACACAUGACAUUAACUGAAAGUAACAUAGUAUAUGUUUAUUUAAAAUACAUGUGAUAUUACAUAAUGUGGAUGAAAAAAAAAUAUAACACCAAUUAUUUGGACAAUGUGACCAGUCCAAAUACUAAAAUUACCAGAUACGAUAUUACGUCGUCUCACAAAGUCAGUUAGAUAUACAAUAUUUUAAUCGUAUUUUAAAUGUUGAUUUAUUUGGAUUUCAUCAUCAUCAUCACACAUAUCGUUUAUAUAUAAGACGGGAAUGCACAUAUCACAAAAGAGGAAGAAAACAUUCAUCAUAUAUUUAUUAAAAUUGUAGCUGUAAUACAUGUCAUGAGUGUGGUUCAUACGUUUUUGUAUGAUAAAUAAGAAUAAUGGCCAUUCUCCACUCGAUUUCAUUUUUUUAAAUGAAACAAGUUGAGCUUGAGAUCUUUAGUGAGACAUGAUAACACGAUACCUUUGUUCAAUGUACCAGUGAUUUCAAUUGGAGAGAUAUCCGGUACAUUGUUUACCUAGUGUUGUGCAGAAUGACCAAAAUGUUCCAACGCCUUGGUUUUGUUUAAAGAUAAUUGUCGUAGUACAUUUGUUAAAUGGAAAAUUCCAUUCUAGAUCAAAAUUUUCUUAACCAAUUUGUUUUCGAAAUUUUGCACAUUACUAGGUAUAUAUAUGUUUGUUGUCUCGCGACCAUUUUAAAAUUAUACAGUUUUUUUUUUUUAGUAAUGAUAUU
This is a messenger RNA of Mizuhopecten yessoensis (Yesso scallop), 2980 nucleotides long. Its product is annotated as thrombospondin-2-like. Bases 745 to 1383 code for a protein of 212 amino acids. Gene Ontology annotation, molecular function: protein binding. The record is from RefSeq and is a predicted model, not a curated record. The transcript is spliced from 6 exons. Lineage: Eukaryota; Metazoa; Mollusca; Bivalvia; Pectinida; Pectinidae.